AUGACUACAACUAGCGAACCUAUUGAAUCAUUACUUUUUUGUCUUGAUAAAUCAAAUAAUUCAAAUUUAAAACAACGUCUUUCUAAUUUUUCUACACGGUUUUUUGCUGAUGGCAAAUACUUGAUAAAAAGUAUAUUAUUAAAUAAAACAACAGAGUUCAAGCCGUCGGCGCUCAUUCUAACUGGAGACUUCAAUUCCAUUAAAGAGAUUCUUGCAAGUCAACAUUUGUAUUCAAUAAAAACUUUUAUUUUUUGUCAAAAUUUUGCACGACAAAUCUAUGAACCACUUAUUAUUGAAUCAAAACAGAUUGAUCGUAUUAUUGGAUUAUUUACUACAAUUGAAGAUUUAAAAGAUGCUCUCGAAGAUGUAUUAAUUCGUCAAACACGCGAUCGACAACUUAUUCGAUUUAUUACGGGUAAUUUAGAAUCAUAUUUAUGGUAUGAAUUUUUAAAAGACACAUCAUCGAAAAUCGAUACAGGUCCUUAUAAGCAAUCCAGCGAUCUAUUUGAUAUUAACAGACAACUUGAAUAUGAUCCUUUAGUUACUUUAUAUACACUUCGUUCAUCGAUUCAUCAUUUAUCUCGAAGAAAAAUUUUACAUAAGAAAAUCUUCUAUGGAACUGUAAUAAAGAAGACGUUAAUCGAAAAACUUCAAUCGAAUAUAGAUAAUAUAAUAUCGUUUAAUUCAUUUGUUUCUCUUCAAGGCCAUAAUUGUAUAAAUGAAGCUCGCCAUCAAUCAAUUCAAUGUUGUUCUCGUCGUAAUGAUGAAGCUUCAAUUAUUUUCGAACUUGAAUCAGCCGAUCAACCAACAUUUAAAAUCAUUCGAGUUUUUGUUUGUAGUCAUGAUAUUAAUUUAUGGAUUGUACAAUUAGUUGGUACACAUGAAUGUGUUAAAUUAUCAAAACAAUUUUCUUAUUUUAAACGUGCUACUAUGACAUCAAAUCAAUCUCAACAACCGGAAAUUUUAUUUGGAGAAAUUUUAAUUGCAAUGGAUGAAAUAGAUAAAGCUUAUACGUUUUUUUUUCAAAUAUUUAUUAAACAAUACGAUCAACUUGAUAGUAUUUAUAAGACAGCAAAUCAAUUAUGGGAAAAUGAAAAAAAAUAUGCUGAAGCUAUUUCACAGAUUACAACACAAUUUCAGCAAAUUAAAUCGAUAACGUCAACAUAUAAAACCGGAGAUAAAGAAAAAGAUGAAUUAAGAUUUUUAGAAUCUGAAAUCGAUUCAACAUGGGAAACACCAAUUGCAUUGCAAGAUGCUAGUAAAAUAAACGAGCUUUUAGCACCUAUAUCUUAUCAAGUUGAUCAAGUAUUAGGUGAUGGAAAUAUUUCAAAACGACCUAUGUCAGUACCUGAAAAACGAUGUUGUACUUUGUUUUGA
This is a messenger RNA of Rotaria socialis, 1377 nucleotides long. NCBI's taxonomy places the organism in Eukaryota, Metazoa, Rotifera, Eurotatoria, Philodinida, Philodinidae. The record is from the annotation of a GenBank genome assembly.